UAUAUACUCUCAUCAUCUACCCCGCUUCUUUCUUUACGCCAUCAAGCAAAGACUGGUCUUUUCGUUUCCCUUUUCACUGCUACCGGUCUUUUUCUCUGUGGCGGGACGAGUGGGUUUCAAAAACCGGAGGUUUCGGGGCGAGAGAACCGGGUUUUCUGGGGAGAGGAUGGCCGGCGGGCAGCGGCCGGGGACGCCGCCGACGGAUCGGCGGUGCAAGCGGAGCGACGGCAAGUCGUGGCGGUGCAAGAACUGGAGGAAGGAAGGAAUCACCCUCUGCGAGGUUCAUCACGAGCAGCAGGUGAAUAAAAGUAGGGUUAGGGUUUCGUCGAGGGAUGGGGAGAGCGGGGGCGGGCGGAGCAGCCGGCGGAGGAAGAAGAGUGAUGAUAGGACGUUCCGGCCGCCGGCGGCUAGCGUUGGUGGAAUGUUCGCCGGAAGGGAUAUCCAGAUGAGGGAAAGGAAGCCGGUGAAGCCGAUAGUGGUGGACGUUUUCGGAAGCGAUGAGGAGAACGAGGAAGACGGACUCGUGAAGGGCGACGAAGAAGUGGAAGAAGAGGAAGUUUCGAAGGUGGGGAAGAAGCGAAAGAGGAAGCAUUGGAAGAAGGAGGGUGGGAAGGGGAGAAAGGCCAAGAAGGAGGAUUUGGAAGCUGGGCCCUCUUCUGUUGCUAGGGUUACGAGGAACUCCAACAAGGUUUUAGGCCCUGAGAAAAAACCUGAGGGUUCUAAGAGGAGGGUACUGACAGGGGAGGAUGCCCUAAUGUGCCACCAAUGCCAGAGGAAUGAUAAGGGAAGGGUAGUAUGGUGUUUGAUGUGCAAAAGGAAGCGCUUUUGUGUACCGUGCAUGACUCGCUGGUAUCCUCACUUAUCGGAGGCUGAAUUUGCAAAAGAAUGCCCAGUUUGCUGCAACAAUUGCAAUUGCAAGGCAUGCUUGCGAAUGAAAGGAGUUUCUGAGCCUCCUGAAAAAAAGAUUAAGAAUGCUGACCGAGUCCAAUACAACUGUUAUAUUGUACGCUUAUUGCUGCCAUGGUUGAAAGAACUACAACAAGAACAGAUGGCAGAAAAGGAAAUCGAGGCCAAGAUCCGAGGUUGUGCAUUGACUGAAAUAAAGUUAAAAAGAGCUAACUGUCAAAAGGAUGAACGUGUCUACUGUGACAAUUGCAGAACCUCUAUUGUUGAUUUCCAUAGAAGCUGCCGUCGCUGUUCAUAUGACUUAUGCCUUAGUUGCUGCCGGGAACUACGUGAAGGUCACAUAGCUGGUGGUGAUGGGACAGUAAUUUUGCCAUAUCAGGACAGGGGUAAGGAUUAUGUGCAUGGGGGAUGUCCUCGUCGCAUGAAUAAAGGUCAAGAGAAGAGGAAAAAAAGUCAAGAGAGUUCUAUAGACAACCGGAUUGCUAUCUCUACAGAUCGAAUGACUCAUAUGACAAGAUGGAAAGCAAAUAGUGAUGGCAGCAUUCCUUGCCCGCCAAAGGAGAUUGGGGGCUGUGGCAGCUCCCUCUUGGAGCUGAAGUGCAUGUUUCCUGAAAAGUUGCUUUUCCAGUUAGAGGAGAAAGCUGAUGCAAUUGCUAGGAGCAAUAGGUUUGCAAAAUUUGGGGACAUGUCCAGUUCAUGUGCCUGUUUCACUGCAUCUGGUAAUAUUAAUGCUGGGAGUGAAAUGUUGCGGAAAGCAGCCUAUAGGGAGAAUUCUGAUGAUAAUUAUUUAUACUGUCCUACUGCUAGAGAUAUUCAACAGGGAGAACUGAAGCACUUCCAAAACCACUGGUUAAAGGGAGAGCCGGUGAUUGUUCGUGAUGUACUUGAGCUUACUUCUGGCCUGAGCUGGGAGCCAAUGGUUAUGUGGCGUGCAUUGCGAGAGAAGACAAAGUCUAAGGCUUCAUCUGAGCAGCUUGCAGUAAAGGCUAUUGAUUGUUUGGAUUGGUGUGAGGUUGAGAUAAAUAUUCACCAAUUUUUCAGAGGAUAUACUGAGGGGCGAACUCACAGAAAUCAAUGGCCUGAGAUGCUAAAACUGAAGGAUUGGCCUCCAGCCAGUUCCUUUGAGGAUCGGUUACCUCGCCAUGGUGCCGAGUUUAUAACUGCUUUGCCAUUCCCGGAAUAUACAGAUCCUAGGUAUGGUCCUCUGAAUCUUGCAGUGAAGCUGCCGAAGGAUGUUCUAAAGCCAGACCUGGGACCCAAAACAUAUAUUGCUUAUGGUCUUCCCCAAGAGUUGGGCAGGGGUGAUUCCGUGACGAAGCUUCAUUGUGAUAUGUCUGAUGCAGUGAAUGUCUUAACACACACAGCAGAGAUAACCCUUACUGAUUAUCAGCUUUCUAGGAUAGAGAAGUUGAAAAAGAAACACAGGGAUCAAGAUUUAAGAGAACAGAAUUGUACCACACGAAAAGAUCCAGAAGAGAACUCAUCGCCAUCUCCAGGGAAAUCUGUAAUGGAGCCUCCUGAUGAUAAGUCAUAUGUCACCUUUACUGCUGGGGGAAAACACUCCAUUCAAGCACCUAGUUUAGAAAAUGACCUUCAUCAUCCUGUUCAAGCCAACAAUAUGAUAUGUGAUGAUUCUUUUGGUCAGCAAAAAAUAAAUUCUCUCUCUAUAGCUGAAUCUCAUGUGAACGAUUCAGAUAUUAAGAUUGGGGAUGCAAUGGAUGUUCAGAAAGAUGCUGAUGCAAGCUUUUCUGACAUUGAAGCUGAAAGAGGUGUAAUGCAUGAUGAACAAGAGGGACAAAAUGGUUGUUUAUCAAAUAACCAAAAGCUUUCUCAGAAUGAAGAUUUGAAAGGACAUCAAACAACUGAAGAUGAUAGUCAAGCAGGUGAUGGAAUUUGUCUGAAGCUUUCUGUCGACAAGCCUGUUCUGAAAACCAUUAAGUUGCAUGCAUCAGCUAGUGAAUUGGAAGAGAAGAAAGUUGGUCAAAUGGCUUCUUGUAAUUUGAAUGGUGAAGGAGCUCUUAGAAGUCCAGAGAUGGGUCAAGUGAAUAUAUGCCAGAAUGAAAUCCGGCAUUCUGGCAAAGUCUGUGAUGAUUUAAAAGAGACUGUGGAAGUUCAUACUGAAGAUCCAUCAGUGAUUAAAUCCACAUCUGAUUUGGUUGAUAUUCAGUCUUGUGCCGCUGCUGAUGGAGAUUUUCCUAUAUCUGAAUCCUCCUUGAAAGGAACUGGUCAGUUGCAGAUAUUGGCAGUGGUAAAUGCCAGAAAUGGAGCUUGGGAGGAAGGAUCUGAUCAGGAUACUGGUGUCAAAGCUGAAGCAGGUAAUGAUGCUUGCCAAACUGGGCUGUAUGGUAAUGACAAUUUCCCUCUGUGUCCUGUUAAAACUGAAAGCAAUGGAGUCUCUUGCUCUAGAGGAGUCGAUCAAGGAGAUAAUGCUAGUCAGUUUUCCAGUAAAACUGAAAAUGAUGAAGUGCGUAAUGCAAAUGUUAAGGAUGAUGAUGAAAUGCUUGUGGUUAAGACGAAACGAGGUCAAAAGAAGAGGGGCCAGCCUGCUGAUUUUGGGAAGAAGCCGAGCAAGGUAGUGCCUGGGCAAACUUCAGGGGAAAUUCAGAGCGAGGGUGAAACUGUGAUGCUAUCUCCUCAUCUCGAACCAGAAGACAAAUCUGGUAAUGAUGUGGAGAUCCAAGCUGAGGGUAACAAUCAUAAAGUUUCUGAAGGGCCAGAUGAGAGAACAAAAAAUAGAAGUAGGAAGAAAAGGAGGGGGAGAAAGCCUGCAGUUUCUGGUCAACGAAUGAAAAGAGAACUUGAUCCUGUUACUGUCAACACUGAAACCACUGAAAAUGCUGAUGGUGGUCAAGUGGAGGAACUUUCAGAUUCUGAAAAUGGUGCAGAGGUGAAGGAAGCCGGAGGUUCAGCUAACGUAAGAGAGCAACGAUCUGCUGUGUCUGGUGACAGCAUAGAGGAAAAAGAGCAGAAGCAGCCAGAAGGUGGUGCUUUGUGGGAUAUUUUUAGAAGAGAAGAUGUUACGAAGCUACAGGAAUAUCUUAAAAAACAUGCUAGAGAGUUCAGGCAUGUCCACUGUUCUCCAGUUGAACAGGUGCUUCACCCUAUUCAUGACCAGUCUUUCUAUUUAACCUUGGAGCAUAAAAGGAAGCUUAAGGAUGAAUAUGGAAUUGAGCCCUGGACUUUUGAGCAAAAGCUUGGCGAGGCUGUCUUUAUCCCAGCAGGAUGUCCCCAUCAAGUUAGAAAUUUGAAGUCAUGCAUAAAGGUUGCUCUAGACUUUGUGUCUCCUGAGAAUGUCCGUCAAUGCAUUCGAUUAACAGAAGAAUUUCGUGUACUUCCAGAAGAGCACAGGGCUAAGGAAGAUAAGCUAGAGGUUAAGAAAAUGGCUCUUCAUGCAUUCAUCCGUGUUAUACAGGAUUUAAAAGUCCGUAAUUUUAAACCAAGGUCAAAGGCUGAAUCUGAAGAACCUAUAGUAGAAUCUGAAGAUGAAGAGAAACACAUGAUGGAAACAGAUCUGCCACAGGAAAUUGGAGACCCAACUGCAUCAGCAUCGUAGGAGUUAAAGUCAUCUCAGCCAUUAUCAACUUCAUCUGCUGAUGCUGAUGACUAACUGUAGGACAGUUGUUGACCUGAUUUUGAUUUAUCAUUCUGGAAUGGGCAUUUAUGAUAGACGGCACAGCAAUAUCCUGAUGUUUUGUUGCUAAGUAAUCUGUCAUAUCCCCUCAAUUGGUUCCUCUUCUUUUGCAGUUUGUAAUCUCAGUCUGUUGUUGUUUUGGCCGGUGCGGCAUUUUGCUGUGGUAUGACAGAUGUUGAGGCUUUUUGUAGAGCUCCUUAUAUGACAGUAUCUUUGUAAAUUUUGGAUCCACUGGGCGGCCAGCCAUUUUCUUAUGUGGAUGUGUUUAUUGGAAUACAUCGUUCUGGACCGUUCUCAAAUGGAAAAUUGGCUUUAAGUUUAUUUUGAAGUUC
Molecule: messenger RNA, 4869 nt
Organism: Elaeis guineensis (African oil palm)
Lineage: Eukaryota; Viridiplantae; Streptophyta; Magnoliopsida; Arecales; Arecaceae
Product: lysine-specific demethylase JMJ27
Biological process (GO): regulation of transcription by RNA polymerase II
Cellular component (GO): chromatin; histone deacetylase complex
Molecular function (GO): chromatin DNA binding; histone H3K9 demethylase activity; transcription coregulator activity
Source: RefSeq, a predicted model, not a curated record